UUAAAUACUCUGUGUGUUUUUAACGAAUGAGACUGUCCUGUAAUCCUCUGACGUUCAUAGUGAAAAAAAACAUUUUUGUCAAAAAUAUAAAUUUUGAGGAAGUUUCAACAACAAGCUUACACAGAUAAAGAGUCUACAUUGGAAAUGGAUAUAAGUCCGGUAUCUGUAAAAACAUCAUCUUCAGUUACAAUUAUAGAAAAAGAAUGUUUUAUCUGUCGGGAAGGUGAUCAGGAAGAUCAAGAAGAAUUGCAGCAUUUUUGUGAUUGCAAAGGAUUAAUUGUGCAUCACCAGUGUUUGUUAACUUGGAUUCAAAAGGGAUCUGGUAAUGAAGAUAGACAGAAGUGCAAUGUGUGUACAGCUAAGUAUCUUCUUCAGGAUGAGUCGGUGUGGAAAAUUCUGGUUUGCCGAUGGAAGAGCCUGUUACUAUUUGUUCUAUUGACAGCUGCAAUAAUCUUAGUGCCUUUUUUUGUUUAUCAAAUGAAAACCUUGUCGCAUCCACCUCCUGAUGUACUAUUUUUAGCUGCUGUAAUAUGCUCGGGUACCAUUGCAGAGACCCUCCUUAUUAAGUAUAUUAUAUGGUACUGCAUCAGUCAGUACAACGAGGCCAAAAUGUCUUCCUAUUCCAUCAAACCAAAGACUAUAAAUCAACAUGGGGAUAGAGGUCUGCAGUGUCCAGCUGGUCAGACAUCAACAGCUGUGGUAAACAUGACAGAACAAGAAAACCAAAAUGGAGUCCUACAAAGUGGCACUAAUUAUAUGAAGCUUUCUGUAUGAUUCAAGGCAAAAGCCAUGCUCGGGAAAUACCGGGGGCAGAGUUAAAAACAGAUUGACUCUUAGUGACUCAUUUAGCUCCUGGACAGGACAUUAUUUUUCCCUGCUGGCAAUUUGGCAUCACAUUACCAGGGCGCACACGAGGCUCAGUAGCUUAAAAUAAUUAUAUGGAGAAAUCCCCAACACUGCUUACCAUCCAAUUUUUUUUUCUUUUGUGUGGAUAUGUGAUGAACAAAUUGCAUUUUCCAUUAUGAAAAAUUAAAUCAUUGGAUUUAUCUCCAUUUUAAGCAUGGAAACUGGACACCAUUCAAAUUUACUGUAGCUAAUAGCCUGCUAGCUGUGUAAAGCCUGAAUGGGUGUCCGUACAGUAUCUGUCCGCUUGUCCUAGUUUAGCAAAAACAAAGCACUUUAGCAUAUUGUUAAAGAUUAAUUUCAAUGUACGUUAUCACAAAAAUGCAACAGUUUUACAAGGAAUGUAUCUAGUAAACAAUGGUUUGUGAGUUGAUGGCUGGUUUGCAAACACGAUGAGGUCGAAAGCUGCAAGUGCUGAAACUUCACAAAGGAUUUCUCUUAACGCUGUUAUAUCGACCUAAAUUUCACAAAACCAUUGUAAACUUACUGUAAAUCUCUGUUUAGUGAUUAUUUUUUAUUGCAAAUGAAAAGUGACAGGAUUAUUCACAAAAGUGUGAAUUCUAUGUGAUUCAAAGUGAAUUUCAGGUUUAGGUUAAAGAAGCUGACCUGAAAACAGUUGAUUUGGAGAAUUUUACAGGUUGCCUACUUUUCAAUAGAUCACAAUUUAGUGAAUAACCCCGUUAAUGUGUCACAUUCAUAUUCUUAGAAAGAUGUGAUGGGGGGGAAAAAAGCUCAAUUCAAAAUGGGAACUGGAGUCAUUUAGAUAUUGAUAAAUCUGAGAUAUGUGGAGAAUUACAAAGAGAGAUGGGAAUUAUAAGCCAAAAUAGGAGAACUUGCAAACCCGCUGAUUUGUAGAAUGUGUUUUUGGCCAUAAUUUGCAAUAUCCUUGCCGAUUCUCAACAAAUUUCCAGUAUAACGGAAAACCUCAGAUUGUUUUAAAUGUUUAAUAUUACAGAAACAUUAUUAAUAUAUGUUUAUAGUAUGUAUUGACAUAAUCUGCUUUAAACACAUUUAAUAUAGAUUAUGAACUAUAUAUGUCAGUGCAAUAAACAGCGUAUUUAUUCUGUGGUAAAUAGUUAUGCAUGAUUCCUAAUUCAAGUCAUUUAAUUUUAGAAAAUAUUAAAACAAAACAUUUUUAAGAAACACUGCUAGUGGUUUAAAAUGGCAAUUAUCUGAGAUGGCAUAUUUUUGCAUAUAUUAUUUACAUAUUUAAUUGAAAUUCAUCACAGUCAAAUAUUUUAUAAGCCUUUUUAAAAAGGGACUCAAUUUAAUUAGUAAUUUCUGUCAGUCUGUUAAAAGUUUACCGAUGGCAUGGAAAUUGAUAUCUGUUUCUGAAUGUUUAUUAAUGGCAAUUAAAAUAUUUGCAUUAAAAGUCAUUUAUUACCCAU
This is a messenger RNA of Pelobates fuscus (common spadefoot toad), 2291 nucleotides long. RefSeq lists its product as uncharacterized. Gene Ontology annotation, molecular function: ubiquitin protein ligase activity; zinc ion binding. Bases 145 to 774 code for a protein of 209 amino acids. The transcript is spliced from 5 exons. The record is from RefSeq and is a predicted model, not a curated record. Gene Ontology annotation, biological process: protein polyubiquitination; regulation of mitochondrial fission. Gene Ontology annotation, cellular component: mitochondrial outer membrane. Lineage: Eukaryota; Metazoa; Chordata; Amphibia; Anura; Pelobatidae.